AUGGAAUCUUACGACCCCCAAACGACCUUCGCGUAUUUCCGAACGCACCAGGAUACCUGGAGCGCGUCGCCUCCGUCCGGUUACGAGAGCAACUCCGAAGAUGCUUUCCAAACAAGUCCGUGCGGCGGCAAGAUCCGCGUCUCGCCCCAGGUGCUUCGUCAAAGACGUCUGGCCGCCAACGCGAGAGAGCGGAGGAGAAUGCAACACUUGAACCAGGCGUUCGAUAGGCUGAGGACGUUCCUACCUCAGCUGGGCCAGGACAGGCAGCUCAGCAAGUACGAGACUUUGCAGAUGGCGCAAACGUACAUCACGGCACUCUACGACCUCCUGGAUGGAGCGUCGAACCGUUGA
Messenger RNA from Cylas formicarius (sweet potato weevil), 351 nucleotides. RefSeq names its product protein atonal-like. Lineage: Eukaryota; Metazoa; Arthropoda; Insecta; Coleoptera; Brentidae. The transcript has a single exon. The record is from RefSeq and is a predicted model, not a curated record. The coding region runs from base 1 to 351 and encodes 116 amino acids. Gene Ontology annotation, molecular function: protein dimerization activity.